This is a messenger RNA of Aspergillus calidoustus, 513 nucleotides long. The record is from the annotation of a GenBank genome assembly. NCBI's taxonomy places the organism in Eukaryota, Fungi, Ascomycota, Eurotiomycetes, Eurotiales, Aspergillaceae.
AUGGGAGCAAGCUCAGUCCGUCGCAACCUCUUCCAGAAUCAUCUAAACAGACGGCCAGUAACCGUCUCGACAUCCGGCAAUGGGACAUCCGGCCUUUCUUCCCAGGUACUACAGUCCAAUGCGCCGGAGCCUAGCUCUUCCCUUUCCGCAAGCUCAGUGGAUGACGGAGAGAUUGUUGUAAAGGACAAAAACGGUGGCUACAAGUUGGAUAUCCCUGUUCUGCCGCCAAUUGUGGGCGAGGAUGGAGAGGAGAUGGAAGGGUUGGAGAGUGGGGAAGCCGGGACCUCUGCCGCUACAAAUGGAGCCGACUCGGGACGAGGAGAGAUGAGUGGGCGGGAGAAAGAGAAAAUGGAAGCGAGCCUGGCUGAGAUGAUGUAUCGGAAACGAAACAGGCAGAUGAGCAGUGAACCGCACGAAAUCCUGGACCUUGUUUACCAGAGCCUCCGAAAUAAAGUGGCCUCACUGGAGGAGGACAACUGGAUGUACGAGUCCGAGCCCGAUAACCGUGUAUAG